UUACACUGGUCCCCCAUCGUCACCACACCAUACCACACAAUACUACGCAUCACUGAGAAUGAAAAUAAAUGAACAAGAGAGCCGUCCGUCUGCCUCGGAGGACCAUGCUCCGACGACCUUGUCCUUGCCCUUCUUUGCCCUAUCAUCCAACACCUUCGGCCAAACAACCGCCCCCAAUCCAUCUAUCACUUUGCCUGACACCCCCAAAGCCCUACCAGCCAAGCAAGAAAUAGCGUCGAAUGACGGGACAGUCACGUCCUACACGCGUAUGAAACAGCGCGCCACUUGCACAUGCAAGCCUUCCAGCCUUCGAGCAGCCUAAGCCAGCAACACGCACCCAAGUGGACGGUGUGGACGUUGCAGCCAUCUAGACCUUAUUCGGGCAUGACAGCUGACACCCACACACACGCAUACACGACACCACCACUACCAUUUCCAGAAAGCAGGAGCAUGCAUGAGGCGAGGCUUUCUAGACUCGAUUCUCACAGGUCGACAGACGGACAGGGCAGCCAGCCAGUCAAGAAGGGGGUGUGUGCGUGUGUGGGAGAGAGGGAGGAGGGAGGGGAGACCGUUAAUUCUUCCGCCCCCCCCCCUUCGUUCCAUCCCCUUCCCUUCCUUCCUCUCCCCAAUUCCCCUAUGUGGCUUGGGCAUAGAUGGGAAAGCGGCCAGAAAUGGCAUCGGCCAAAUUCUCGCCCAUUCAAACUUUUGCCUUGCGCGAGAGAGAGUGAGAAAGAGGGGAUACAGAAUGCAGGAUGUCCAUUGGAUGUAGCCACGCAAAUGCAGCAGCUGCAGGAUGCAGUUUCAGAAGCACCUACACACAUAUUGAAUCACACGGCCGUGUAGAUAAGUGCGUACAUCCCUGACAGCAGUGGCGGUCGGGCGUGACUGCAGGAGGGGGGGGGGUGGAUCGCUAU
Microdochium trichocladiopsis is the source of this 914-nucleotide messenger RNA. RefSeq lists its product as uncharacterized. NCBI's taxonomy places the organism in Eukaryota, Fungi, Ascomycota, Sordariomycetes, Xylariales, Microdochiaceae. The record is from RefSeq and is a predicted model, not a curated record. The coding region runs from base 292 to 843 and encodes 183 amino acids. The transcript has 2 exons.